This is a messenger RNA of Microthlaspi erraticum, 849 nucleotides long. The record is from the annotation of a GenBank genome assembly. NCBI's taxonomy places the organism in Eukaryota, Viridiplantae, Streptophyta, Magnoliopsida, Brassicales, Brassicaceae.
AUGUUGAGCCAAUUCUCAGAUAAUCUGCAAGCUCAGCCACACAAAGUGAAACCCACCGAGUUCUUGAUGGAUGAAAUCAAGAUCCUUGACGAGUGUAAAUGCGUUGGAUUGCCUAAUUUCAUCCCGAGAUCAGCGUUCUUAGCUAUCCUCUCACAACAUGUCGAUGGAAUUCGAACGAAGCCAGUAGAUUUCAUCAAGAAGAUCUGGGACUACAUUGAAACUGUUCUCUCAUCAGUGAUAACAAAACAUUCUGAAAACUUUCCCCAGAUUCAAUCCUCGAACAAACGUGCUGGUCGAAAUCUAAUCUCUAAGAUGAAGGAGCAAUCUGUAAACAGAGUGGCUGAGAUCGUUGAGAUGGAGAAGCUUACUGAUUACACAUGUAAUCCAGAUUACAUGAAGUCGUGGACGGAGAAGACAGCUUCGCAGGAGAAAUUCAUCAAUUCCGUGUUGAACGAUGAGAAGAAAUCCAAAAAGUUCUCUUUGACUGGAUUCGGGGAUGUGGAGAUCUCGCAUCUGCGGAAGUAUCAUGCUCAUCUACUGCAGCAGGCGUUCGAUAUGAAGAUGAGGAUCACUUCGUACUGGACGAUCGUUCUGAGGAGGAUUGUGGACAAUCUCGCGCUGUUUCUUCAAUUCUCCGUGAAGAAUCUCGUCAACGCUCAUUUUCAGAAGGAGAUUGUCGCGGAAAUGGUGGAUCCGAAAGCUGGAGAUGGGAUUCAGAGGAUGCUGGAGGAAUCUCCGUCGGUGGCGAGCAAGAGGGAGAAGCUGAAGAACAGUAUCAAGCUCCUCAAGGAGUCCAAAGAUGUCGUGGCGAGGAUCGUCGAUCAGAAUUCUGGGUACGGAGAUCGUUGA